Canariomyces notabilis is the source of this 1537-nucleotide messenger RNA. Its product is annotated as putative control protein. Gene Ontology annotation, molecular function: DNA-binding transcription factor activity. Gene Ontology annotation, biological process: regulation of DNA-templated transcription. The transcript has 3 exons. The record is from RefSeq and is a predicted model, not a curated record. The coding region runs from base 1 to 1113 and encodes 370 amino acids. NCBI's taxonomy places the organism in Eukaryota, Fungi, Ascomycota, Sordariomycetes, Sordariales, Chaetomiaceae.
AUGGCUUCCCUCCAGUUCCCCGAGCCUGCCGGCACCAUCCGCGCAUCAGCAACAGCUUCCGCAUCUGGAUUUGCCGCUUCAUCAACAAGACUUCGUCUUGUUCGAUCAGCCGAUCAAGCAACACCUCAACCUCUUUUUCCGCUGCAGGCCUCUACGUCGCCGUCUCUGCAGAACCAGCGAGUUGCAAACACCAUCCAGGCCACAGGGCACCAAAUAUCUUCUUCGGCUUUCACCAAUCGGUUUAGCUCCCGUGCGCAGAACCCUCUCAGUCAACAGUUCUACGCUACAUCUGCACCAUCUUCGUCUGCUGCUUUGAGCUUGCAAAAGCAGAACGUGCCUGCCCGACCGCCGGUUCCUCUUUUUCAACAGAGCGCUGGUAACGUAACCCAAGGCAAGAUGAAUAUCGAAGGCCUGGACUUGGACGACUUCACCGCUUUUGAAGGUGGAGCUUCCACCACGGCGUAUUCUUCGCCCGCUCUUCCGACCGGGUUUGACCUCGGCGGGAGUGUGUCGAGUUCAACGACCAACAUGGGCACUGUUUCCCCGCAGGACCUUUUGGUCCACGACCCGUUCAUGUCGGCGCCGAACUCGACUGCUCUGACCGCUCUUACUUCGCCGUCCAUCUAUAACGAGUCGCCCGAUUUUGGCGACAAUUAUGAUGUCUCGCCAAAUUUCUCAGGCGGCGAUUUCGAGGGUGGCAUGGGUGGUGCUUGGUUCCCACUCUUCCCACCGACCGAUCCCGAACCCAAGUCGGCGCAGAAGCCCGCCAACCCAGACAGCUCGCCCGCUUCCAACUCGGAUGAUCUCGAGGUGGUUGAGUCCACAUCAGGCAGCCAUCGCCGCAAGUCUUCGGCUAACUCUCCUGGGUCUGGUCGCCACUCCUCUGUCGCCGGUGUAAGUUCCCGCCGGCGUGAUAAGCCCCUCCCUCCCAUCAUCGUCGACGAUCCGACAGAUGUCGUCGCCAUGAAGCGCGCCCGCAACACGCUCGCUGCUCGCAAGUCUCGCGAGCGGAAGGCCCAGCGCUUGGAGGAGCUAGAGGAAAAGAUCGCCAAGCUUACAGCCGAGCGUGACCACUGGAAGAACAUGGCAUUGGCCCAUGGUGCAAAGGAGUAAAUCAUUGGCAACUUUGGCUUCGUCGGAUGACAUAGUAUCCCUCAGUGUUUUGUCUCAACGCCGAGGAGGGGUUUUAGUCCCGUUCUUUUUUUCCAUAUAAUCCUGUACCAUGUUAUUUGUUUAGUUCCCUCUGCCUGCAUCCUUGAUGCGUUCUGGUUGGGGAUUGGCGUGUACUUUUCCAUCAGUGUCUCUUAGGACUGGAAUUAUCACAUUUCCUGCUUUGAACUCUUUCGACGUAGUCAUCAAGACAUUGGGUUCAAUACGUGACUAGUCGGCAAUGUUUUGGAAUGUGACCCGCGACCCUCUUUGACCAUGGGUUGAAGUCAACGCCCUCUCAAGGGACAUGUUGAUUGCCACACUGAGCUAUAGAUGCUCGCUCAAACAGAGUGUGUACAUGCCACGCAUUUCUUUGAAGCGCCCAUGC